This is a messenger RNA of Heteronotia binoei (common prickly gecko), 1328 nucleotides long. RefSeq names its product histone H2A.Z. The coding region runs from base 393 to 779 and encodes 128 amino acids. NCBI's taxonomy places the organism in Eukaryota, Metazoa, Chordata, Lepidosauria, Squamata, Gekkonidae. The record is from RefSeq and is a predicted model, not a curated record. Gene Ontology annotation, molecular function: protein heterodimerization activity; structural constituent of chromatin; DNA binding. The transcript has 6 exons. Gene Ontology annotation, cellular component: nucleosome.
GGCAGUUGAAGCUUUUCAUGGCAUGGAGCUAAAUAACACCCCCUUAAGCAUCCGUUAAAGAGAUGCAACAUCUUUCUCUAAGGCAGUUGGCAACCCUAAUUGGCUACCAUUUGAUGGUUGAAGAAGGCCCAGCCUGACGUCCUCCGUCCCGUUCCUGAUUGGCCCGUUAAGAGCGCAGAGAUAACCUCCCCUCGCUGCAAUAGGCUAACUCGGCGACUCGGGUUCCCCGGAUGUGGGUACGUUAGAGCGGCUAUAAAGGAUUCCUGAAAGGGCGGGAGUGGACGCAGUUUUGAAUUGCGGCGGGGUAAGGUAAGAGAAAAAAUAGAGGCCCGUCGUCCUUGGCCUACGAUCUCCAAACCGCCUCCUUCCAGAGCGACGAGCUCUCAUUCGUAAUGGCUGGGGGCAAAGCCGGGAAAGACUCUGGCAAGACCAAAACGAAGACGGUGUCUCGUUCGCAGAGAGCUGGUUUACAGUUCCCUGUAGGUCGUAUUCAUCGGCAUUUAAAGUCGAGGACUACAAGUCAUGGGCGAGUUGGGGCUACAGCUGCUGUGUAUAGUGCUGCUAUCCUGGAGUACCUCACAGCUGAGGUUCUUGAGUUAGCAGGAAAUGCAUCCAAAGACUUGAAAGUGAAACGAAUUACUCCCCGUCACUUGCAGCUUGCAAUACGAGGUGAUGAAGAACUUGAUUCUCUCAUCAAGGCAACAAUUGCUGGUGGAGGUGUAAUUCCACAUAUCCAUAAAUCUCUCAUUGGAAAGAAAGGGCAACAGAAAACCGUUUAAAGGAUGCUUGAAUCUUUUUUGUUUUUUUGGACUCUUAAAUGCUCAGUUGUCCAGUGUUGGUGGGUUUCCAGUGGACUGCAUCUGUGAAACACAACUUUGCCUUUCUGUAACCUUGAAGCUGGAGCUCAUUGAGCUUUCUAACAAACCAAAAUUCCUCAUUUGAAGUCUUAACCUUAUUUAAGUGUUACAUGGCUUCAGAGAAGCCAUGGUCUGUAGUGGUUCCUGUUUUUAGAAAUGUUGGUUUUUAAUUAUUCAUGAUUUUGUUGCUGAUCUGUAAAUUUUUUUAUGCUUCAAGUUCCUUCAUUCAGAUUUUUUGCAGCUAUAAGCUAAGAUUUAACUACAAGAGACUUUGGACGCUAAGAACAGAACAGGAGCUGUUGCAAAACUAAUAAAGGAAUGUGAAGUACAAUGCCUUGUUGCUCAUGUUGAUCUCUUCUAGUUAAAGGAAAUGAUUUUAAUAAGCAGAAACUGAAAAGCAUUUGUGUGUUUUUUUUGUACAGACCUUUCUGCCACUCUUGUGGAUAAUUCAAUAAAUGUUGUCAGUAUGAA